AUGCAAAAUAUUCCUCUUCAUUUUGUAGGCCUUCUGUCAGAAUUAUCAAACUAUCCUUGUUUUUAUCUCCACAAAAACAGAUACACCUUCACACCAUUACCAUUUUAUAAGAUUUUACAAUGGGUAAUGUUAGGGGCUCUGAUAUCUCCAUGUUCUGUUCAGUGCUUGACCUUUAAAGUGGGGGUGCUGGGACCCUGGAACUGUGACCCUGUCUUUCCAAAAGCACUUCCUGUUCUUGCAGCCAAGCUGGCAGUGGGCCGGAUAAAUGAAGACUUCGGUUUAGAUUUGGGCUGCAAAGUGGACUUUGUGAUUCUCCAGGAGGCUUGUGAGACGUCUAAGGCACUAACAAAAUUUGUGCAGUACGAGAACUCUGUCCACGCCUUUGUCGGCCCAUUGAAUCCUGGGUUCUGCAAUGCAGCGGCGCUUUUGGGAAAAAACUGGAACAAAGCCAUUGUUUCAUUGGGCUGCGUUAACUAUGAACUGGAUAAAGGCCACAGCUACCCAACCUUUGCCCGAGCUUUGCCUUCACCAACAAGAGUUCUGUUCACUGUACUGAAGCACUUCAGGUGGGCCAGCAUUGGAAUUGUUUCUUCCAAUGAAGACAUAUGGGUGGACACUGGCCACAAAGUAGCUGCUUCCUUGAGGAGUCGAGGACUACCUGUGGGUAUCGUUGCAUCCAUUGGGGACAAUUCCACUGAGAUAGAAAGUGCUCUAAGGAGAAUUCAGGGAGCUGGAGAUGUAAAAGUCAUCAUCAUGUGCAUGCAUUCCUUGCUGAUUGGUGGUGAGCCUCAAGCCGCUUUUCUGCUGAAAGCCCAGGAGGCUGGACUAACCAAUGGGAGGUACAUCUUUGUGCCAUACGACUCCCUACUUUACAGCCUCCCAUAUGGCAACUCAUCAUAUCCCGUACUGCGGGACAACAAGAAGCUCCGACAGGCAUAUGACGCAGUGCUGACCAUCACUGUGGCAUCUGAGCUAAUGUCAUUCAAUGAGGCCUACAGCAUGGCUAAACGCAUGGGUGAAUUCUCCACCGCACCUGAUCCACAACAGGUGUCACCACUGUUCGGGACAAUAUACAAUGGGAUCUAUUUCAUUGCUAAAGCUAUGCACAACUCCAGAAAGGCUGGCAGAUGGCUGUCUGGGACCAAUGUGGCAUCCUUCUCAAAGAGCCUGGCAUUUAACGGUUUCAAUCAGAAGAUACAAACAGACAAUUUUGGAAGGGGUCUGACCAAUUAUAUAAUCCUAGAUUCAGAUGGAAAGGGGAGCCAACUCUACCAGACCCACCUGGUUGACUUGAGCGCUGACAUGGUGCUCUUUGCAGGCCGGUCCAUUCAUUUCCCAGGAGGCAUCCUGCCACCAGCCGACCCCAGUUGUUGGUUCGAACCCAACACCAUCUGCUCUGGAGGCGUGGAGCUAACCUAUGUUAUUCUGGUGGCUGUGUUCAUUUUCGUCCUCGUUGUUGGUAGCAUGGGUUUGACUUUGUUCAUAAGGAGGCGUAUCCAGCAGAUGCAACUAGUGAAAGGGCCCAAUCGGAUUAUCCUGACCUUGGAAGACCUUACCUUCAUUGAUCCAGAACUCAGCAACAUGAAAAUAACUUUAGAAGACCUCACCGAGUCCAUAAGUGCAAUUGGUGAUAAGAGUGUGGAAUCUGGAGAUGGCCCCCACUCUAUGAGGAGUAAUGCAACAGUAACACAUGAGACUUCAAACAUAGCCAUUUAUGAGGGUGACUGGGUAUGGUUAAAAAAGUUCAAAGAAGGACAAUUCAAAGAGGUUAAACCAAGCACAACAAGAAUUUUUACAAAGAUGAAGGACCUCCGCAAUGAAAACGUCAACCUAUUCCUGGGCUUCUUUGUGGAUUGUGACAUGUUCGCUGUGGUAACAGAGCACUGCUCCCGGGGGAGUCUCCAAGACCUGCUGCGCAAUGAAGAUGUCAAGCUGGACUGGAUGUUCAAGUCCUCCCUCUUACUCGACCUCAUCAAGGGAAUGAAGUACUUGCAUAAUCGUGAGUUUCUCCACGGACGUCUAAAGUCUCGAAACUGUGUGGUGGAUGGGCGUUUUGUUCUGAAAAUCACAGACUAUGGCUUCGGUGAACUUCUGGAUACCCAGAAUGUCCCAAAGGUGUUGCCUCCUCCUGAAGAACUGUUCUGGACAGCUCCUGAGCUCCUGAGAGACUUGGAAAUCUCCCAGAAAGGGACCUACGAAGGAGAUGUGUACAGCUUUGCCAUCAUUCUGCAGGAAGUGGUUGUCCGUGGACAGCCUUAUUGCAUGUUGGGCCUCGCUGCUGAAGAGAUCAUCAGAAAGGUGAGAAAGCCACCGCCCAUGUGCCGACCCACUGUGGCCCCAGACCAGGCUCCCCUGGAGUGCAUCCAACUGAUGAAGCAGUGCUGGAGUGAGCAGCCGGACCGCCGGCCGACAUUCGAGGAGAUCUUUGACCGGUUCAAGAUCAUUAAUAAAGGUAAGAAGACCAACAUUAUUGACUCCAUGCUGCGCAUGCUGGAGCAGUAUUCCAGCAACCUGGAGGAGCUGAUCCGUGAGAGGACAGAGGAGCUGGAAGUGGAGAAGCAGAGGACAGAGAAGCUCCUUUCUGAGAUGCUGCCACUGUCUGUUGCAGAGGCCCUGAAGACAGGUGCCACAGUGGAGCCUGAGUACUUUGACCAGGUGACCAUCUACUUCAGUGAUAUUGUGGGCUUUGCCACCAUCUCUGCCCUCAGUGAACCCAUUGAAGUGGUUGAUCUGCUCAAUGACCUCUAUACUCUUUUUGAUGCUGUACUUUGCAACCAUGAUGUUUACAAAGUGGAGACUAUUGGCGAUGCAUAUAUGGUGGCUUCAGGUCUGCCAAAAAGGAAUGGAAACAAGCAUGCGGCAGAGAUUGCCAACAUGUCCUUGAACCUACUCAGUUCUGUAGGAACUUUCCAGAUGCGACACAUGCCAACCGUGCCGGUCAGGAUCCGAAUUGGCAUACACUCAGGGUCAUGUGUUGCAGGGGUUGUGGGUCUAACUAUGCCUCGAUACUGCCUCUUUGGAGACACAAUCAACACCACCUCACGUAUGGAAUCUACUGGCCUGCCUUUUAGAAUUCAUGUCAAUAUCUCCACUGUGAAGAUCCUUCGCUCUCUAAAUGAGGGGUACCUGAUAGAUGUCAGGGGAAAGACUGAACUGAAGGGUAAAGGUAUUGAGGAAACAUACUGGCUUGUAGGGAAAACAAACUUCUCCAAGCCAUUGCCAAAGCCCCCAGAGAUCAAACCAGGUGAUAACUGGCAGGAAAUGGUGACAGAAGAAAUCAAGUCCAUCUUCCGGAAGGCCAACAGACAAGUGGACAGGCCCAAAAUCUGAGGGAAGAUGAGUGGCAGGCUGAAGAAUGCAAAAGCCUUUACCCUGCAGCUCCUGGAAAGGUGCCUAGUUACUCUGGGUUACCUGAAGAAUGGAAAUAAGAUUACCCAUUAUCUAAUCUCACACAGGCAAGCACAGCAGAAAGACUGCACUAAUAAAGUGAAGGUCAUUAUAGCACUGAGUAUGGAAGUAUAUGUAUGAGAAGAAUAGGCAUCUAAUAUCUUACUUUACUGCACAUUUUUAUUUGGCCACUGAGUGGCUCUUUGAAAGAAU
Molecule: messenger RNA, 3600 nt
Organism: Conger conger (European conger)
Lineage: Eukaryota; Metazoa; Chordata; Actinopteri; Anguilliformes; Congridae
Product: retinal guanylyl cyclase 2-like
Exons: 18
Coding region: 1-3330 (1109 amino acids)
Biological process (GO): intracellular signal transduction; receptor guanylyl cyclase signaling pathway; cGMP biosynthetic process
Molecular function (GO): ATP binding; peptide receptor activity; guanylate cyclase activity
Source: RefSeq, a predicted model, not a curated record